Molecule: messenger RNA, 2157 nt
Organism: Owenia fusiformis
Lineage: Eukaryota; Metazoa; Annelida; Polychaeta; Sabellida; Oweniidae
Source: the annotation of a GenBank genome assembly
CUAUAUACCUGGCCUGGGAUAGGUUCAUUAUAAGCCUGGGAUUCUGAGUGAUCAAAAUGUUGGAUAUACUCCUUACAGUACUCAUAGGAUUUAUUGUCCUUGGGAUAUUAGUCCAUGUGAGAUAUCCAUGGAUAUGGCUAGACAUACAGUUUUUUCUUCUGGUGCUUCGAGGAUUAAAACGUUUUAUCAAGUGGAAAAAUUCUGGUACCUUCUUACCUGACUUGUUUGAGGAAGCAGUGAGGAAAGAUCCGAAUAAGGUUUUUCUGAAGUAUGCUGAGCAGGUGUAUACAUACAAACAAGCAGAUGAAAAUGCUAAUAAGAUAAGUCACUGUCUGAAAGAGUUGGGACUGCAAAAGGGAGACAUCUUGUCGCUUAUGAUGUUCAAUGAGCCGGCAUUCAUCUGGAUAUAUCUAGGAGCACUUAAAAUUGGAGUAAAGGUUGCAUUUUUGAAUUACAAUUUGCGUGCCAAAUCUUUGCUGCAUUCCUUAGAUGUGAGUGGGGGAAAGAUUCUUAUCAUUGGUGCAGAAAAUGAACUUAUCAAAGCCAUACAGGACAUUAAAGGACCUCUUGAAAACAAUAGCAUUCCAGUAUACAUCUCUGGUACCUCAGAUCCACCUCCUGGAUUCAUCUCUCUGACCAACAUGUAUUGUAAUGCUUCUAAGGAACCUAUCAGCGCAACAGAAAGAGAAGGAGUGAAGGUGACUGACCCAGCCUGUUUCAUAUAUACAUCAGGAACUACAGGUCUCCCGAAAGCUGCCAUUGUUACACAUGCAAGAUGCCUGAGGGGAUCCCUGGUUGGUAGCUAUGCAGAUAUGGCAGCGAAUGAUGUGUUCUAUAUUGUUAUGCCGCUAUACCAUUCAGCUUCAAAUCUUAUAGCAUUUGGAGGUGUCAUUGCAUCAGGGGCCACCAUUGUAUUGAGAAACAAGUUCUCUGCAAGAUGUUUUUGGGACGAUUGUCGCAACUAUGAUGUAACAAUUAUACAGUACAUUGGCGAGAUAUGUCGAUACCUUGUGGCCCAACCUAAGAACUCACAAGAUGGCAUUCAUAAAAUCAGAGUGGCAUAUGGGAAUGGCCUACGUUCUGAUAUCUGGCAGGAAUUUAAAGAUCGUUUCAAGAUACCAAGGAUACUUGAGUUUUAUGCCGCAACAGAGGGCAAUGCAGGUUUCCUCAAUAUCGACAACAAAUUUGGAUCAGUAGGGCGGUUGUCACCUCUUCUGCAAAAGAUUUUCCCAGUAGAGUUUGUGAAGUAUGACAUUGAGCAGGGUGCUGCUGUACGAGAUUCUAAUGGCAGAUGUAUCAAAGCUGAAAAAGGGGAAGCAGGCCUAAUGGUAUGUAAGAUCAAGAAGGAUUCAGAGUUUGAUGGUUACAAGGGGCAAGCCUCAUUGACCAACAGUAAGAUUCUGCAGGACGUUCUAGUACCUGGGGAUCAGUACUUCAACUCAGGGGAUCUCUUCACAAGGGAUGACAUGUAUUUUAUCUAUUUCAAGGACCGGAUUGGAGAUACAUUCAGAUUUAAGGGUGAAAAUGUGUCUACAAUGGAGGUUUCGAAUGUAUUAUCUAGUUGUUCCUUUAUACAAGACGCAUGUGUUUAUGGAGUUGCUGUGCCAGGCUAUGAUGGUAAAGCUGGCAUGGCAGUAGUUUCACUAACUGAACACCAGGUGGAGCUGUCAAACACUCACCUCAGAGACAUCUUUCAUCAUCUACAGGAACUACUUCCUCCCUAUGCACAACCGAAAUUCCUCCGCCUGGAGAAAGAGAUCUCGCUGACAGGGACUUAUAAGCAGAUGAAGGUCAGUUACUCACAAGAUGGGUUCAACCCAGCUGCUAUUGAUAGCCCUUUAUAUAUUGUCGACAACAGGAACAAGACUUAUGUAGUGUUGGAUAGUAAAUUGUAUGAGGAAGUAGUUAGAGGUGAUUUCAAACUCUAGAAAGCAAUAUGAAAAGAAUAUCUGCAGUAUUCCACAGUGAUUAGGUUCAUCAGUGAAUUGAAGAUAAUCUGUUUGAGUACCAAAUGCAGCUGCUUUGUCAUUAUUAAUACUGGUAUGAUGUCAUUGCAAUUGAAAGAUAAAAGUUCCAUUUCCAAUUUGGAUCUAUUUUAGACAAAGUUUCACUCAGUUUUGUCUUAAAACUGAAAAGGUGAAAAUACGCCAUAAUACA